GCCUCAUCCCAGCGGCGAACCUCUCGGCACGCCAUCAGCUGAGCCGCCCCGAAGGGACUCGCCCAUGGGCCAUGGCAACCGUCGCCGACGCCGACGCCCUCCACCUCCGGCCCCGGCGUGGAGCGCAGGAGGACCGUCCGCACUUCGCACUCGUGAGUCGUGACUGGUGUCGUGCGGUGGUGAGAAACCCUAACUUGCUCGGCGGAUUUUUCCCAGAGUUUCGGUUUUUCCCCGCGAGACUAUUCGCUGCUGUGUUUGUUUCUCUCGAUCGAUGCCUAGGAUUUAUUUGUUGCGAGGUGGAGUACCAGUCCGGAAAUCAUCCAUCCACGGUUCCGGUUGGGUUCGAUUAACUUCUUCGGCGGGCGCUAGGUCAUCUCAGUUGAUGCCAUGGGGCUUUGGGUGCGGAUGAACUUUAAUUUCCAGGAAAAAAAAGGUUCAUCUGAACCCCUAUGCCCCUGUUAAUUUCAGGGAUGUUGGCUCAUGGUCUAGCAAUCGAUCCCUCAAGGACUUUGCGAUGCCCAGCUUCUUCAAAGGUGUCAACUGCACCCUUGGGACUUGUCACCUCGUUGAGUUUCAACAGGCGAUGCAAGGAAAAGAACAAAGUCUUCAUCAAUGUGGAUAGAUACACCAAAUACAGUACUCCUUUCUGUUAUGCACAGAGAAAUGCCAGAAUCAUACCACUGGCAACUGCAUCAUUUGGGGACAUGGCCGAUUCUACUCCCAUCUUUCCUAGAAUCCAUGUGAAGGAUCCAUAUCAGCGUCUUGGAAUCAGUAGGGAAGCAUCUGAAGAAGAGAUUCGAGCUGCCAGGAACUAUCUGAUAAGCAAGUAUGCAGGCCAUAAGCCAAGUGUUGAUGCAAUUGAGUCUGCCCAUGACAGGAUUAUUAUGCAGAGUUUCUUUGACAGGAAAAAGCCAAAAAUGGACCUCAAGAAAAAAUUUAGAGAGCUUAGUCAGUCACGUGCAGUCAAGGCUAUUCAAGGCAGAUUUCAAACACCACGUAGCAAAGUCAUUUGGCAGACAGCAAUUACUUUUAUCUUACUUGGAGUGCUUACCCUUGCUUUUCCUACUGAAGAAGGGCCAACUCUCCAGCUGGCCAUAUCUUGUGCAGCAAAUAUCUAUUUCAUUUAUCAGAGGGUCAGAAGUGGAUGGCGAGCAUUCUUUUAUGGGUUUGGAUCUUUCUUUGCUUCGUGGUUCCUUGGCACCUUCUUGAUGGUAUCUGUAAUUCCACCAAUACUGCCAGGUCCAAGAAACUUGGAAGUGAGCACUGCAUGUGUUACAUAUGCCCUCCUUUUCAUAUCAUCAACCUUCCUGAAGUAAGAAGCCUUGGUAUUUUCCAUAGCCUAUGAUCCUGCGGCAGCCAUCAACAUGGUAUCCUACAUCUGAUAACUCAACAAUCAUCUGCUCCUUUCUUUGUUUCUUCCCAGAGUUGCAAAUGCUAGUUCUUUGGUGAGUUGAUAGUAGUUGUUGUCAGGUUGUAAUUUGAGAUGUAGAACUGUUUUGCCUUGGCCCUUCUUAAGCAGUGAGCCUAACACCUCCUGUAGGCAUUUUGGUCGAAAUGUUAAACACUGAUUGGUUUUGGAUUUAGAUCAUAUGAGAUAGUCGCUAAAUUUCUACCGGACCGUCUUGGAGAUUUGGCUGCUGUUGGAGAUGUUUUGGGAGAAGAUUUUGGACAUUCUUGGAGAUGCUCUAACCCAUUCUCACUGGAUGCUCUCCUGCUCGGCAGUCCUGAUUGCGUUUGCAAGAUGGGAACUGGAGGAAUAUUAUCUUACAGGUUCCUACUUGCUACGCCUGAUCUGACCUCGGUGUCGUUGGAGUUGUUGCGCUGGCAUUGUCGUCCUAAUGUGCCCAUUAGUGCACGGUGAUCGGCUUAUUCGUCAUCCGUAGCAGCUAUCCAUUCUCUACUAUUCUCUACUGGGGAAUCGGCCGGAGUUGCGAAUCCCGUGACCCAUAGGCCGGACCCAAUAACGUCUGGAGCAAUUCAGUGAUCACUUCUGAAAGGUCGUGCCACUUAGUACUGGUGGGGCAUUGUUAUUAGACUAUUAAUAAAUCGCCUGCUCCGGCCUA
Molecule: messenger RNA, 2063 nt
Organism: Panicum virgatum (switchgrass)
Lineage: Eukaryota; Viridiplantae; Streptophyta; Magnoliopsida; Poales; Poaceae
Product: protein CHAPERONE-LIKE PROTEIN OF POR1, chloroplastic-like
Exons: 5
Coding region: 450-1316 (288 amino acids)
Cellular component (GO): chloroplast membrane
Source: RefSeq, a predicted model, not a curated record